Molecule: messenger RNA, 2103 nt
Organism: Nyctereutes procyonoides (raccoon dog)
Lineage: Eukaryota; Metazoa; Chordata; Mammalia; Carnivora; Canidae
Gene: CCDC7
Product: coiled-coil domain containing 7
Exons: 20
Coding region: 1-2103 (700 amino acids)
Source: RefSeq, a predicted model, not a curated record
AUGAAGCCAGCAAAAUCUCUGUUAGCCUCUAGUAAUAAAUUGGCAAAUGUUCCAGAGUCAACUUACAAAAAGGGACUAUUGAAUUUACCAAUGUCACCUAAAUCAAAGGAAAAACAUAGUGCAAAAUUAGGACGUGAUAAAUUUGAACCAAUGGUCUUAGGAUCUCCACCAACAGGGGGAUCCCUUGUAAGGUAUGCUUUGCCCAUUCUAUCAAGUAAGACAAAGGAGUUAAUAGCAGAAGAUGAAUCGAUCAGGAAAAUUACCAGACAUCUGAAGAUGAUUGUUUCCACUUUAGAAGAAACCUAUGGAGUUAGCAUUCAAAAUGGAGAAAAAUCAUUUAUGAAGCCUGAACAUGAAGAAUUAACUUUGUCUGUUGAGGAUGAUCUGAAUUCAUUCUUGAUAUGUUGCUCACAAUUUGUAGCUCAGUUAGAAGAAGCAGCUAAGGAAGAACGUAAUAUUUUGGAAUCUCUUUAUGAGUGGUUUCAGCGACAGGUCAAUCAGAUAGAAGAGAUAAGUAAAGAUCAAAGUUUUUCAGAAGCAGACUUUCCAGUAUCUGACAAAACAGUCACUUUAAGCAUUGCACAAAUAGUAAAGCAGGUUCAAAAACUAGAAGAACUGAAAAAUCGCCUUAAACAAGAGUCUAAAUACUCCUUGAAAGCCGUGUUGGCUAAAGCCAAGGAUAGUGAAAGUUCACCAGAGGCAGUACAAAGUUAUGAAGCUGUACAGCAGUUAAUUGAAGAAUUCAUAAAAACUCACUCAACUGAAGAAUUUAUAGAUGUUUCUGCAACUGAUCCACAAGCUGCUUAUUCACUGAUGAAUCGAUUGAAUGUCAUGUUGAAAAUAUUUGAAAAACAGUCAAAUAUGUUGGAGAGAGCUGUGGGUGAUCAAGGUUUGUUAGAGGCUAAAUAUAAACAAAUGGAAAGUGAUUUUCAAGUGUUAUUAGAGGAGAAGUCGGUGCUGGAAAAUGAACUACAAAAGCUGAAGAAUGAGAAGACAAAGUCUACAUAUGAUCAGACAAAGAAAACUAUAAAAACUGAGAAGAAAAAAGACAAAGGAAAACCUGAGAAUUCAGAAGAGAAGAAGUCUGUAGUCAAAGAGCUUAAAAUAAAAGGAGAUUUGACUCAAGUCCAGAAAGUAGCACAUGCUCUGGAAAUUGAGAACAAAGUCCUUCAGGAACAACUGAAACAGGCUUUACAGGAAGCUGAAAGAGCUAAGCAGCAACUUAACUGUUUCCUAAAUCAAGGGAAAGAAUUACUUAAAAGUGAAGGGAAGACCAAGACAACAAUGGAAAUGGGUAUUAGUAAAAUAAAAGUCGAAGAUUUAAAACAUAUACCAUUGGAGAAAGAAACAAGGAAAUCACUAGGUACAAAUUCAGGUAGACAAAAGACAAAUUUUAAAAUCCAAGAACAUCCACAGCUAUGUGGUAAUAGUGGUAACAUGAGUGGUCAUGCAGCUACUAAUAGCUGCAGCUCAGAGAAGAAAAGAGCUAGCUCUGCUAUUUCAGAUCUUUCACAGAUCCUAAACACUCAAGAUGGUUCAGCUUUUCUAAGGAGUUCAAAUGAAGUUUCAGCUGAUAAAGACCUAUCCUACACGCUUCCAUUAAAGACCCAUGAGAAACCAUUAACAAGACUAUUAUCAAACAAGGAGAUUGAAGAUUUACUGUCUGGCAAAACAUCACUUCAAGGGAGUGAAACAGCUACAGCAUCAUUCAUUUCACCCUCUGUUCUUACUAAAAGAAAGCCAAUGGGUAGUGACAUCUCAAAGGCUGCUGUUGUAGAAGAGAAAUUACAAAGCAAGACUGAAAGACAAGAAGCAACAGAAUUUCAAGCUAAUGAUGAAGUACCAGAUGAAGAGCAUAUACUUGGACAUCAAGAUUUAGUGUCAAAAACUAAAACAGAAGUAGAGCAAGAAAAGACUCCUAGAGAGGGAAGAUUCACUAAUCCUGCCCUGGAAUUUUUCUUGGAUACUAGGUCCUUGUACUUUGUUUAUACGAAUGGCCCAACCAUGUUGCCCCAUAUGGAUCAGCAUGAUAUACAGUCCUUGUUGGAUAAUGUCCUUGUUUGGGCCCACCAGAAGGUUGUAAUCAGUAUAGUGAAGAGCUAG